This is a messenger RNA of Cuscuta campestris, 1294 nucleotides long. The record is from the annotation of a GenBank genome assembly. Lineage: Eukaryota; Viridiplantae; Streptophyta; Magnoliopsida; Solanales; Convolvulaceae.
CCAUUGAAAUAAAAUGAGAAUGAAGCAAAGAAACACAUCAAACACAUUUGAGAUGGAUAACCCUAAUUUGGUAGAUUUUUAAAAAUAAAACUCCAACAAAUGCAUUUAAAGGGACGCGAUCUGGAAUUCCCCAACAAAUGCAACCAAAUCGUAAGAGAGGAGACCACUCCCAUGGCUGAAAUUCUCCAACAAAUGCAUAUAAAGGGACACAUCCCUAAUUUCAUCCAUUCAGCAGCAACUCCACCGAAACAGAGCAGCGACAUUUUUAAAAUCCAAAAAAAUCCAUCAGAAUCCAGAUUGAAUACACCCCCCUAAAUAUUGAAAAUUCUGAGUGAUUGUCUAGCAUGAUUCAAUUGUCGCAUCCCUAUUCAUUCUUCUUUCUUUGUUCCACGGCUCCCAAUUCUAGUGUUCAGAAGUCGAUGGGUGUAUAUGGUACUGUCCUCCUACUCAUACUAGUAGGACGUGCAGCUUUUGUAUUCCCUCUCUCUGCUCUUUCCAACUGUAUGAACCGGAACCGCACAAGAUCAUCGUCAAUAACAUUGAAGCACCAGGUAGUUAUAUGGUGGGCCGGGUUAAUGAGGGGAGCUGUAUCUAUUGCCUUAGCAUUCAAGCAGUUUACUCACUCUGGCGUCACACUAGAUCCCACCUACGCUACAAUGGUCACAACAACAGUCAUCGUAGUGCUCUUCAGCACAAUAGUAUUUGGUUUUCUGACAAAACCACUUGUAAGUUACCUUCUUCCUCAUCAUCAUGACAGCAGCAGCGGCAUUGACCGGGAACCAAGUAUCUCUAAGGAAGACAUGAGGCUUCCAUUGCUUUCGUUUGAGGAAUCAGCAACAACCAACAUUAUGCGCGCAAAGGAUAGUUUGUCCAUGCUCAUCGAAAGGCCCAUCUAUACUGUCCAUUCCUAUUGGAGGAGGUUUGAUGAUGCCUAUAUGAGGCCAAUAUUUGGUGGGCCACAUGCCAUGAACUCUCAAGAUAGAAGGUAGGUUGCCCCCGGGGCACAACUCAGCUGACAAAGGCAGUUGGUGAGCCUUGCUAGCGACCUAAAGGGUGGGGGUUCAAGUCUUGGAGGCGUCUCUUUGGAUUUGGCCCCUUGAAGGUGAGAUUAGCCAUAACAAAAAUCAUGUCGUCCCUGGCCAGUUGAGUCACAUUGCGCAAUUGAUCUCAUCCACCAACCCCAGUGAAGGGGUGUGGGAGACUUUGGGUGGGGAUUUCACCCUUUUUUUUCAAGAUAAGAAGGUAGGCUAUCUGUAAUCAUGGAUCACUUUAAGAAUGAAAAUAUCAAUCUUGU